AUGCGGGUUCGAACAUGUCUGACAGAUAUCAAAGCGUUCACUCAUUUACCACAAACACUUCAAGACACGUUAUUACAAAAUGCAUGGUACGAAUGUUAUGAACAACGGCGAACAAUUGUCCGACAAGGUGAACGUGCUGAUUGUUUUUAUAUGAUUUUAUCCGGUGUAGCAAUUCCGACGUAUAAACGAGCUACAGAUGGCAAUAUUGAAACAUUAAACGUAAUUGAAAGAGGAGCGACAUUUGGAGAAAAAGCAUUAAUGACAAAUUCACUACAAACAUUUACAGUAACUUCAAAAACCAAAAUUGAAAUGCUCGUACUAUGGAGGGAGGAUUUUAAAAGAAUAUUUAUGUCAUCAGAUCGUCAUUGUAGUAAAGAAAAUCUUAAAUUUUUGAAAACCUGUGCGCCAGUACUUCGUGGUUUUCCAGUAGAAAAAUUAAGUGAGUUUCCACAUGCUAUACAACAUUCUAAUUACAAAUAUUUUAAAUUAAUAUGUAAAUUUGUAGACGUGGGAGCACUAUCAAUAUGGAAACGUUUGGAUCGUACAAGACAUUUACAGCAGCAAGACAAAGAAGAAGAGGAAGAGAAUGUAAAAGAUUCAGAACAACCAAGUAAUGAAGAUCAUAGUAUGUUUACUGAAAUAAAUUUAAGUGGUGAUGUAGAUGAGACGGCAGCAAAAGUAAAUGAUAUUAAUCCUUUGGAAGCAGAUUUUCGUCUAAGUAAAGCAAGACGAUCUCCAAUGGCUGAUAUUACAAGUGAAAAUCGAUCUGCAUCAUCAUUAUCAUUAUUAAACGAAGGUGCAGAAAAAAUAUUAAGAGGAGAAAAGCGUUUUCCCGGUCUCUUUGAUACUCGUGAUCGAUUGAAAUUAAUCGAUUAUGAUUCACUAACAAUCAAUGCAAAAUCCAAUUCUGUCGAUCGUAAUGUUCAUUUACAAACUGGACGAGCCGCACCAAUGAUCACAAAUCAAAAACGUUUAUUGACGCCAGGUUUAUCUGACAUGCUAUUUACUGAUCAACCAGCGUUAACUAUUAUAUCAAAUGAUUGUGAAUGUAUAUUAUUAUUAAAAUCAUCAUUUAUUCGAAUUGCUCCCGAUGCAUACAAAGAAAUGAUUCGUCGACAUGAAAUACCAUUUCCUACUGAAAAUGAUUUUUAUAAAUGUUAUCAUUCAAACGAAAUAUGGAAACGUUAUGCAAAAGAUGUUUAUAAUGAUGCAUUUAAACGAAUGAAUAAACAUAAAGAACGACAAGAAUUAUUACCAAUUCUAAUAAAUCAACAAAAAAUUACCAAUAUCAGUGAUCAAUUGGAAUAUGUUAAGUGA
Messenger RNA from Didymodactylos carnosus, 1317 nucleotides. The record is from the annotation of a GenBank genome assembly. Lineage: Eukaryota; Metazoa; Rotifera; Eurotatoria; Philodinida; Philodinidae.